Closterium sp. Yama58-4 is the source of this 438-nucleotide messenger RNA. The record is from the annotation of a GenBank genome assembly. Lineage: Eukaryota; Viridiplantae; Streptophyta; Zygnematophyceae; Desmidiales; Closteriaceae.
AUGGCGGUGAUUGCCUGCAUGCUCGCCAUCCGCGGCGCGCUCGGCCUAGCUGAGAUGGCCGAGGCUCGAGAUCGCAGUGGGACGGGACGGGACGUCCCUGUGUGCGGCCCGCCUAGGCGCAUCGCGCGUGACCAUGAUUCCGAGGCGCUUCAUCACAGCGAGUCUCACGGAGCUCCACCAGUAGUAGCGGCACAAUCAUCGGCAGCCGACGAUGAUGAUGAUGGCGUUGAAGGCCUUUCCGAUCGCCUCGCGCGCGACUUACGUCGGGCGACGACAGAGCAGCAGCGGCUCGACGCCAUUGCGUCGCUUCUCUUCGCCGCCAACGCGCUCUGGCGCGACUCCGACGCGCGCAGGCCGCAAAGGGCGUUCGGCUUCCGCGUCCUCCGCACCAUGCCGUCCGCCGCGGAGUCUCUGCAGAUGCGCGGUGAGGGUGUGUGA